CCCCAGUACAUUGUACCCAUCCAACAUGUAGCUAUCGCCUUUCCGCCUUGUGCUGCACAUCAUUCAUCCAUUACUUACUUACCAAGCUCUCUAUACACAUACUUAGCAGACAGUCUGACCGACGGCGUGUGCCCGGGCCAAUCAGGGCACACACAGUCUAAACACACUGCAACCCCGACGACCGAUGCGCCAGUGAACGAGCGCAACCCUUGGGUACCUACCUACACCGGACGGUUCCUCUGCAGCCACUUAUUCAUCCGAGAGAGACAACACCACAUGGACCAUCAUCACUCUUCGAAUCCUCCCCAACCCCGGGCCUUCAACCCUUUCUCCACCCCUCCCUCCUGCCCCUCGGCCCCUCCAACACAAGCCACCUCGCAACCCGAUGCAGACAACACCCAUAGCCACAGCAAUGUCACCCUGGGCCUCUUGAACGACUCUCGCCUGCCGCCCUAUACCACCUCCGCCCGUCCCGUCACCGAUCACCCGCCCUCAUCCACGGCUCUUACUCCCGUCCGAGACGAGUUCCGUUUCCACGUCAGAAACCCCAGUGCCGCAGGCUUGACGCUUCAGACAGACUUGACCCAUCCAACCACAACCGCUUCCGCCGUCUACAACGGCAGGGAAACAUCCAAUCUGGACUCCUCCGCUGAAAGCCCGCCGCUGAGGCAUUCGGCCACGGCGCCAAUCGUCAUCCACGACGGCCACCUUCGAGGCACCACGCUGUCGGCUGGAAGCAUGGCUGGCUCCUUGUCGCCUGCCUCAGCACUCUCCUCGCCCGCACUCAACGCUCUCGCAGACAUCACUCCGCUGCCGUCUCCCUUGGUCAUGUCCGAUUCCCCUGCUGCCAUAUGGGGAAAGCAGGCGGCGCGUCCAGGAUCCCGUGGCGCCUCCGGUUCCUUUCGUGAGGACUCGUUCCUCAACUUCAACAACAAUGGAACCCUAUCUCCAUCUCCGUCGCUGAAAAAGAAAGGCUAUCAGCGCCUGAAAACAGCCGCCACCCAGGCCGCAGAGGCUGGGCUGACCUCUCAGCACACAAAGAGUGUCAACCGCGCAAGAAACUCGAGUCUUAGCGAGGAAUUCAAACCCGAUUCACCCCCCAAAAUCGGCUCUCGCCAGCGCUCUCUCACUCAGAUCCCGACAAAUCAGGGCACCGCAAACACCGGUCCCCCGCCCUUCCUGCACCGAGAAGCCUAUCUGGCUGCUCAACGUGGUUUGGUCUCCACGACCGGUCCAGCCGGCAUUCCCACACCGCCAGCUAGCAAUCGAAGCGUGACAGAAAGUGAAGAGGAAGAGGUCCCCGAGGAGGACAAGACUGAAUACAUCACCGUGAGGCAGGGUCCGCAGGGGACCAAGAAGCUUUGGCGCCCAGUGCGCCUGCUGGGCCAAGGCACUUUCAGUAAGGUGUGGUUGGCCACAAGCGAAAAGGUCCCGACCAAAGAUCCACUCGACGAGGCCACCCUCGACCCCCACAAACUGGUUGCUAUCAAGGUAGUUGAGCACGGCCCGGCCGGCGGCGCUGACGAAGAACGUGUGAUGCUUAGCCUUAAACGAGAAGUCGAGAUGCUUCGGUCUAUAAGCCACCCUUCGCUUGUCCAUCUACGAGCUUUCGAUCACGGUGAUAAGCAGGCCUUGCUUGUUCUCACUUAUUGCCCCGGUGGUGAUUUGUUUGAUGUGGCCAGCGACAGCCAUAACCUGCUCAGCGUAGAACUCGUCCAGCGCAUCUUUGCCGAGUUGGUUGGUGCUACUAGGUAUCUGCAUAACCAGUUGAUCGUGCAUCGCGACAUCAAGCUAGAAAACGUGCUUCUCAAUAUCCCAACUUCUACUGUCCCGCUGCUCAAGAACCCUCGUUCACAUCCGUACCCCAUAGCAACAUUGACGGAUCUGGGUCUCUCCCGUCGUAUUCCUGCUCCGCCCGAGUCCCCUCUCCUUACUACUCGUUGUGGCAGUGAAGAUUAUGCUGCGCCUGAAAUUCUCCUUGGUCAGCCUUAUGAUGGGCGGCAAACAGACGCCUGGGCACUCGGUGUCGUGCUUUAUGCGCUGAUGGAAGGCCGCUUGCCAUUUGACCCACCUCCGGGCAAGGCUGGUGCACGUAGUAGAGCCACACACCGCAUCGCCAGAUGCGACUGGUCAUGGGUCAGGUUUGGCGAUGAUGACGAUGAAUGGGAUCCCGAGAAAGGAAAAGGAUGGGAGGGUGCUCGUGCUUGUGUCGAAGGCUUGCUUAAGAAGGUCUCCCGAGGCCGCAAAAGCCUCGAGGACAUCAACAAGCUCGACUGGGUGCAACAGGGCAUCCAAGUUGACGGCGGCAUCAAGAGCAGGAUAGAAGACGAAGAUGUGGAACAGCGCACGCCUGACAUGAACUCGAGGUAACCGUUAGUGAGGCUACUUGAACAGCGUCACUCGUGUGGGUUCGAGGGUCGGUUUGCUCCAUCCUUUCUCUUUUCAUCACCACUGCUCAGGUCUUGACAUCAAGUGUCAGCCAUGUUUCAUGCUCUCCUAGACUUUCAAGGAACAAACUCGAAGUAACGACACAAUGUCGAGAUUGCUUGCCACUCCUUGUUUGGGAGCGUGAUCCUGUACAAAAGUCUUGCGGUCUAUCGACUGGACUAACUAGGCAACCAAAAAUAUUGUAACAACAUUGCGUUGCAUCUGUUUUUUGUUUUCUCCCAAUUCUUCUUCAUCGUUCAUCACCGAGACGGGCUCGGAAGGGCUCUAUGGCGUCGGGCACACAAUGGUCAUGCCCGAACAAAGACUUACGACCCAACCAAAACUCAUGCCAGAGCAUCAACUACCAGCAGUCGCUAUUUUUUUCUUUCGGCUUCAGCUAGAGAAAGGAAGCAGAAGUCCUGCACGAUGAUAUCCCCACCAACAACUCUGCCGAUCAUUUCCCCACCUGCCCCCCAUCCUCCCACUUCUUAUUUCUUACUUACUCAACCGACCUUUUCCUUCUUCUUGUACUGUUAGUUUACACUUUUUGUUUAUGUUUGUUAGCUUCAUUAUCCUGAUAUCCAUUUUUUCUUUCUUUUUCUUCAUCGAUCUAACCCUUGUUACUUAUGCUUCCAUUUUCACUUUGGAUUUAACCACCAUACUACCUUGCUGCUUUCUAGAAUACAAUAAUACGUCUUUGCAUAGUUUGAUUUGCGUUUUGUUUGCUUGUUGAAUGCGUUGAGUAUAGAGUUUUGAAAAUGGAGGGAAGGGGGCGGUUGUUCAUCGUCAAUUGUUCAAUGUAGAUUUGGGUAGUUUGGGUAGGGACGAGCGGAGAGUAAAAAGGAUGAAGUGAGCACUUAUAGACCAAGCUGAGAUGGGCCAUUCUCGAACGAGGAAGGGGGCAAGAAUGUUGGUAGGCAAAGGUUAUAGUAAAAAGACUUACUCGACGAUUUGGUGCACCCUCGUGGUCGUCAAACUACUUGGGUCCAUGAUGUUCCCCCAAAGACACAUAUUUUAUAUUUUUUUUUCUUGCUUUCCAUGUUGUUUUUGAUCACCUUUUCCUCCGCCCUUGAUGUGAUUUUUCGUGUAUGAAUAAUGUUUCUCGUAAUUUAGAACAUCUCGCCCCUAUCCACCUCGAAUUGAGAAACCACCGAUACAUAACAAAUAGUCUCUCUGAGCUGAUUUAUAAGAUAUCGCUACAGGGUUUUACUACGCUGCAUAUUCCCAAGAGUCAUACCUCCUUUUGGCAAGAAAACGAAAAAGCAUCAAUCCAUCCACCCCCCAAAACAAGAAAAAAAAAAAGAAGGCCUCUGAAACACGCACUCAUCUGCAUCCCAACACCCCAACACCCCAUCACCUCGUUCCCCACCCAGCCUACCCCCAAAACCCCUACACCUUCUCCAUACCCUCCCACAAACUCUCCGUCCCAACCCUCUCAUUCCUCAAAUACACACUCCUAAACCUCCCCUCCUUCAUCGUGACACUCUCUCCAUCCCCUCCAUCAUCCUCAUCGAACACCACCUCCCCACCCCCACAGACCUCCCUCUUCCUCUCCACAUCCACACCUACAU
Messenger RNA from Periconia digitata, 3998 nucleotides. Lineage: Eukaryota; Fungi; Ascomycota; Dothideomycetes; Pleosporales; Periconiaceae. The record is from the annotation of a GenBank genome assembly.